Messenger RNA from Dunckerocampus dactyliophorus (ringed pipefish), 1497 nucleotides. RefSeq names its product telomere repeat binding bouquet formation protein 2 (gene terb2). Gene Ontology annotation, biological process: meiotic attachment of telomere to nuclear envelope; homologous chromosome pairing at meiosis. The transcript is spliced from 7 exons. Lineage: Eukaryota; Metazoa; Chordata; Actinopteri; Syngnathiformes; Syngnathidae. The record is from RefSeq and is a predicted model, not a curated record. Gene Ontology annotation, cellular component: nuclear inner membrane. The coding region runs from base 111 to 674 and encodes 187 amino acids.
UUCAGGUGCUUACGGUGAAGCGGGAGUCGACCACACGCUUUUAUGUGGACAAGAUAGGUGAUUUAAAACAAAUUAUUCUGUGUUAAUGAGGUGUUUUUUUUACUGUAGAUAUGUUUGCAAAUAAGAAGGCCUGGUUUUCGAGCAGUGUGUCACAAGAACCUCGCGAAUUCUGGCUAUGGGAGUGUGGAAUACUUACAGGCUGGAGAACAGCAGAUUAUCUUUUUAGUGAUGAUGCUACACACCCUGACACACUCAGGGUGUUUAAUAGCGAGGCUUACCUGUGGGACAAGGUGACUGUUUUUCACAGCCUGUUCCUGAGUGCAUGUGAGAAGCGACGGAGUGUAAAGUCAGUGAGCAUCGGUCACUAUGUGCUGCCUCCUGUUUCAGUGCAGGACGCAGUGAGAAAUGUGAUUGGGAGGUUUAUUUGGGAGUGUGAGGAUGACCAGCCAGUUACACUGGAAAGUGUUUCUGACCAGACAGAAGCAAAGUGUGGCGUUGACAGCUGGACUGAGCCAUUAAAUGCAUUAACGUCACGUGAUGAUCCAAUGAGUAACACUCCUACAGGUGUCAGCAUGGACAAUCUGCAAACAUAUUCAAGAGAACUACAUUACUCAGACCCCAGUGGUUUCCAAUGCAUCCAGUGUAAAGCCUAUAUCUGCUCGCCAAAGUCAUAGGAAUAACACACAGACAAGCCACUAUUUGCAUAUAACGUACCGGAAAUUAAGUUAUGUUUGUUUAUGUGAUUGCAUUCGGUUAUGCAAAGUGAGUAUACUGUAUAUUUUAUACGAUAGUCUGACAACGAUAACGCUGCCUUCUUGUUUUGUGUUUUUAUGUACUGAUUCAUGGUGAUGGUUAAUGGACAGUCAGUUUCUGUGUGACGGUUACUUGUUCAGCUUUCUCUUGGUCACUCAUUUGUGGAAGGCACAUAAAACCAAUGGAUUUCAAGGCUCUUUAUUACGUGUUUUGCUCAAAGAAAUUAUACAUUUCUAUACAGUAUAGACCAAAAGUUUGGACACACACAACACAACCCCAUAGUCCCAACCCCAUUAACAAGGCAAAAAAAUUCCUCUAAGUAACCCUGACAAGGCACACCUGUGAAGUGAAAACCAUUUCAGGUGACUACCUCACGAAGCUCAUUGAGAGAACACCAAGGGCUUGCAGCACUAUCAAAAAAAGUAUGACAUCAAAUUUGUGUCUAAAAUAGGACAUAAUUAGAGUUAUUUCACACUUUUUUUGUUAAUAUCAUUCCACGUGUUCAUUCAUAGUUUUGACAAUCUACAAUGUAAAUAUCAGUAGUCAUGAAAAUAAAGGAAACACAUUGAAUGAGAAAGUGUGUCCAAACUUUUGGUCUGUACUGUAUAGAUAAAUAUCCAUCCAUCCAUCUUCUAUGCCGCUUAUCCUCAUUAGGGUCGUGGGUAUGCUGGAGCCUAUCCCAGCUGACUUCGGGCGAGAGGCAGGGUGCACCCUGGAAUGCUCGCCAGCCAAUCACAGGGCGCA